UAAGUGACCGGGGCCUUCAGAAAGGUUUAGCUACGUCUCCUUAUUAGUCCGGAAGGUUCAUUCACUAGAUCUCAAGCUAAGUACUUUAUAUAAACGUGUGACUUGUUUUUCUUUUUCGUUAGAUUUGUUAAGAUGCAGGCAAUCUUCAGUUCAAUUCCGACGCACAUGGAUUAUAGAGGACAAAAGUUAGCGGAACAGAUUUUCCAAGGAAUCAUACUGGUGUCUGCAGUAAUCGGUUUUAUAUAUGGCCUGAUCAUUGAACAGUUCGGCUGGACGGUUUAUAUUGUACUGGGUGGUUUCGCCAUUUCUUGUUUGCUCACUUUGCCCCCCUGGCCCAUGUACCGGAGAAACCCUUUGGCCUGGCAGCCUGUGUUGGCAGAGUCGCAGGGAGACGCGCGAGAGAAGCCCCAAGAAACCCUGAAGAAGCCGAGAAAGCACAAGUAACCAGUCACUGUCUGCAUGUGAACCUUAUCAAUUGACAUCGGUUGCCCUUUUUGUUAUGUUGCUGAAAUUUAGAUCACUGACUGUACUUUAAAUAUGCCCUUGAGUUUAAUAAAUGUUUCUAAAAAAAAUGUGU
Brienomyrus brachyistius is the source of this 577-nucleotide messenger RNA. RefSeq names its product signal peptidase complex subunit 1 (gene spcs1). The coding region runs from base 133 to 444 and encodes 103 amino acids. Lineage: Eukaryota; Metazoa; Chordata; Actinopteri; Osteoglossiformes; Mormyridae. The transcript is spliced from 4 exons. Gene Ontology annotation, biological process: protein targeting to ER. The record is from RefSeq and is a predicted model, not a curated record. Gene Ontology annotation, cellular component: endoplasmic reticulum membrane; signal peptidase complex.